GGGGCGCUCCCCGGGCUCCGGCCUUUCUCUCCAGUGUCCCCCACCCGCCUCCCGCGGUCCCUCCCACUCCGCUCUCCGGGCUCCUGACAUCACGACCCGGGAGGCGGGAUCGGGGAAGGAGGGGGGACGUGGGGAGGCGGCUCGGCGCCACGAAGAGGGAGGAGGGAGGGCGCGCAGUCCCAGCCCAGAGCUUCAAAACAGCCCGCCGGCCUCGCCUCGCGCCCCAGCCCGUCGGUCUGUCCAGCCGCCCGCGUCCGCGCAUCUCCUCUGGGCUUUGAACGCUCCUCCGCGCCCCACGGUGCCCCGUGAACAUGUUGGUGCUUCUGGCUUUCAUCAUCAUCUUCCACAUCACGUCUGCGGCGUUGCUCUUCGUCGCCACCAUCGACAAUGCCUGGUGGGUCGGAAACGAUUUUUUUGCCGACGUGUGGAGAGUGUGCAUCAACAACACGAACUGUACAGAAAUCGAUGACUCCGUGCAAGAAUUCUCCACGGUGCAGGCGGUCCAGGCCACCAUGAUCCUGUCCACCAUUCUCUGCUGCAUUGCCUUUCUGAUCUUUCUGCUCCAGCUCUUCCGCCUCAAGCAGGGAGAGAGAUUUAUUUUAACCUCCAUCAUCCAGCUCAUGUCAUGCCUGUGUGUCAUGAUUGCAGCUUCCAUUUAUACAGACCGGCGUGAAGACAUUCACAAGAACAACCCAGAACUGUAUGCCCUGACCUCGGGUGGCAGCUACGGCUACUCCUUCAUCCUGGCCUGGGUGGCCUUUGCUUUCACCUUCAUCAGUGGCCUCAUGUACCUGAUACUGAGGAAGCGCAAAUAGAGCCCAGGAGCUGGGUUGCUUUCGCUGCAGUACAGAAUCCACAUUCAGAUAACCGUUUUGUAUAUAAUC
This is a messenger RNA of Hippopotamus amphibius kiboko, 884 nucleotides long. It is a transcript of the gene EMP2, whose product is annotated as epithelial membrane protein 2. Gene Ontology annotation, cellular component: plasma membrane. NCBI's taxonomy places the organism in Eukaryota, Metazoa, Chordata, Mammalia, Artiodactyla, Hippopotamidae. The transcript is spliced from 5 exons. The record is from RefSeq and is a predicted model, not a curated record. Bases 312 to 815 code for a protein of 167 amino acids.